This is a messenger RNA of Meloidogyne enterolobii, 2193 nucleotides long. The record is from the annotation of a GenBank genome assembly. NCBI's taxonomy places the organism in Eukaryota, Metazoa, Nematoda, Chromadorea, Rhabditida, Meloidogynidae.
AUGGUUAUAUUUAAUGGAACAGCAAAAAUUCGGGUUGUUGAGGCUCGGGAAUUAAGGCCUACAGAAUGGUCUAAAAGAUUUACUCAAUCUGACGACCCAGACAGUCAAUUACUCGAUGCUUAUGUAAAUGUUGAUUGUGAUGAAUACCAUAUAGGGCAAACAGUUACUAGACCAAAAACAAAAAGUCCAGUUUGGAAUGAAGACUAUCAAACAGAAGUAAGGAGUGGAAAAGAGUUGGGAUUUACAGUAUUCCAUGAUUGUGCUUUACCUCCAGAUGAUUUUGUUUCUAAUUGUAGAAUUACUUUCGAUCAUUUAACUUUGAGUGGAAUUAAUGAUAUUUGGGCAGAUUUAGAACCACAUGGACAAUUACAUUUACAAAUUGAAUUACAGGGAAAAGUUACUGAAGAAGAUAAAGAACCCCGUGUAUUCCAAGAACGUUCUGGAGCAUUCAAUGACCGCCAAAGGCGUGGAGCAAUGCGUAGAAAAAUCCACGAAGUUACAGGACAUAAAUUUAUGGCUUUAUUUCUUCGACAACCAACAUUCUGUGCACAUUGUAAAGAAUUUAUUUGGGGAUUAGUAUGGAAACAAGGGUAUCAAUGUCAAAUAUGUACUGUUGUUGUCCACAAACGUUGCCAUUCUGAGGUUGUAUGGAAAUGCCCAGGAAGUAAAACAGAAACUUUUUAUGAAAUACCUCCAGAUGCUGUUGAUCAAGGUCUUGGCCGUUUCAAUAUAAAUAUGCCCCAUCGUUUCCAAAUUCAUUCUUAUAAAAGGCCAACAUUUUGUGACCAUUGUGGUUCUAUGCUUUACGGGGUUAUUAAACAAGGACUACAAUGUUCUGUUUGUAAAUUAAAUGUACACAAAAGGUGUCAAAGAAAUGUAGCUAAUAAUUGUGGAAUUAAUGCUAAACAAAUGGCAAUGGAAUUAGCACAACUUGGAUUAACUGGUGAUAAAAUGUCUGUCAGAAUGAGAAAACCAUUAAGUAUAUCAACAUCAGAAAGUAGUGCCUCAAGUAGUUGCACACAAGAAACAUCAAUAACAACAAUAAAAAACGAUAUAAUUUCCUCUUCAAAUAUAAAUUCUUCUUCUUCAACAUCUUCUUCCCCAAUAUCUUCAAAUUUGCCUUCAACAAAUAUUUCUUCUACACAAAUUAUUUCACAACAAACAACAGUCAUUUCUCCCCAAGAUAAAUUAAAUAUUAAAUCUUCUACUGCUUCUAUUAACGAUUUUACUUUUAUUAAAGUAAUGCUGGCAGAAAGAAAAGGUACAGAAGAUGUAUUUGCCGUGAAGGUGCUCAAAAAAGAUAUAAUUCUUCAAGAUGACGAUGUUGAAUGUACAUUAUGUGAAAAAAGAAUUCUUGCCCUAGCUGCCAAACAUCCAUUUUUAACUGCUUUAUUUUGUUCUUUCCAAACACAUGACAGAUUAUUUUUUGUUAUGGAAUAUGUUAACGGGGGUGAUUUAAUGUUUCAAAUUCAAAGAGCAAGAAAGUUUGAAGAACCUAGAGCUAGAUUUUAUUCUGCUGAAGUUACUUGUGCAUUACAAUUUUUACAUAGACAUAAUGUUAUUUAUAGAGAUUUAAAAUUGGAUAAUAUUUUGCUUGAUUCUGAUGGUCAUUGUAGAUUAGCUGAUUUUGGAAUGUGUAAGGAAGGAAUUACUCGUGAUAACUUAACAUCUACUUUUUGUGGUACACCUGAUUAUAUUGCCCCAGAGAUUUUACAAGAAAUGGAAUACGGAUUUUCUGUUGAUUGGUGGGCGUUGGGUGUUUUAAUGUAUGAAAUGAUGGCUGGACAGCCCCCUUUUGAGGCAGAUAAUGAGGAUGAUUUAUUCGAAGCUAUACUGCAUGAUGAUGUUUUAUAUCCGGUUUGGUUAAGUCGAGAAGCUGUUUCAAUUCUUAAAGGGUUUAUGACAAAGAAACCACAACGCCGUUUAGGAUGUAUGGAAUCACAAGGAAGCGAGGAUGCAAUCCGGGCACAUUCAUUCUUUCGAGUAAUCGACUGGGAUGCAUUAGAGGCACGGAAAGUAAAACCACCAUUUAGGCCAAGAAUUAAAGGCAAAAGGGAUGUAAAUAAUUUUGAUGCUGAUUUCACUAAAGAAGAGCCAACACUAACCCCAACAGAUCCAACAGUUAUGAAGUCAAUUGCACAGGAUGAAUUUCGCGGAUUUUCAUUUAUUAAUUCAGAAUUCAACAGAGAAUAA